This is a messenger RNA of Exaiptasia diaphana, 1859 nucleotides long. Its product is annotated as TRAF-type zinc finger domain-containing protein 1. The record is from RefSeq and is a predicted model, not a curated record. Lineage: Eukaryota; Metazoa; Cnidaria; Anthozoa; Actiniaria; Aiptasiidae. Bases 135 to 1610 code for a protein of 491 amino acids. The transcript has 2 exons.
AUGGUUCGAGAAGUUUCUCGAUAUAAUAUAGAAACUUCCUUGUUUUUCCUUGUACCAUAAAUAGAAGUUUACAUCAGUGUGCRUGCUAUAUAAGUAGAGAGAAAAUCCAUAGAGUAAAGACAUUCAGAUUUGCAAUGGAUUCGACAGAAGUUUGUAAGAACUGUAAUCGAGAAAUCCCAAGUGUGAACUWCGUUAUGCACGUAGCACACUGCUCCAGAAAUUUAGAAAUAUGUCAAGACUGUGGUGAACCUGUCCAUACGUCUCUACAAAAGGAACACAGAAAAGAACAYCACGAAACAGCUAAGUGUGGUUUAUGUGGCAAAGACGUUAUAAGAUCAAAACUAGAGGAUCACAUCGAGAAUUCUUGUUUGGAGAAACUYGUUGAAUGCACGACUUGUGGCAUYRAAGUACCAUUYACAAAGCUGAACGAACAUGAACUAUAUUGCCGAUCAAGAACUGAACGCUGCGACCAAUGYCAGAAGUAUGUAAUGAUUAAAGAUYUAGAAAGCCAUGUUUGUAAAGAGUACWGKARCACMWGUAWGCACUCUGAAGAAGUUCAAGAAACAGUGACAAUUCCAUGCGAGUUCUGUGGACAACAAGUUGAUGCGGUAGAGUUAGAAAYRCACCAGUCAARCUGCAGCGAGAUGRWGGAUGAUGUCCAAAUCAUUGACGACAGAACRCUAUCAAACUCGCCACAAAACAGAGACAUUUCCAAGGAGGAAUACAACAAUACGGAAGAAGAGACAUCAGACGGUGUCCAUACUAAUGAAGACAAUUCCAUCUAUGCCCUCCCCUGUGAGUUUUGYAAUGAGUUGUGCCCAUCMRACAAACUAUAUGCCCAUCAGUCUGAAUGCACACGUAAUAACAACACUGUUGAUGAUGAUGACAAUGAUGAUAAUAAUCAUCUUGRAUGCAUCAAUGAUAGACGAAGGCCAGCAAGACAACAUUUAGCAAGUGGUCCACRUUUAUCUGUAAGAAGGGUGGAUCCUUUCAACAUGGCGAGAUUCCAUGAGCUUGUGUUUGGUUCUGUUUUCAACUCAAUGAUGAGAGACCCACAAACAGGACAUUAUGAAGCCUUUGACAAUGAUCCAUGGCGCAUGUACUUUAAGUUAGAAACACACCAGUCAAGCUGCAGCGAGAUGGAGGAUGAUGUCCAAAUCAUUGACGACAGAACGCUAUCAAACUCGCCACAAAACAGAGACAUUUCCAAGGAGGAAUACAACAAUACGGAAGAAGAGACAUCAGACGGUGUCCAUACUAAUGAAGACAAUUCCAUCUAUGCCCUCCCCUGUGAGUUUUGCAAUGAGUUGUGCCCAUCCAACAAACUAUAUGCCCAUCAGUCUGAAUGCACAGGUAAUAACAACGCUGUUGAUGAUGAUGACAAUGAUGAUAAUAAUCAUCUUGAAUGCAUCAAUGAUAGACGAAGGCCAGCAAGACAACAUUUAGCAAGUGGUCCACAUUUAUCUGUAAGAAGGGUGGAUCCUUUCAACAUGGCGAGAUUCCAUGAGCUUGUGUUUGGUUCUGUUUUCAACUCAAUGAUGAGAGACCCACAAACAGGACAUUAUGAAGCCUUUGACAAUGAUCCAUGGCGCAUGUACUUUAACAGAUAAAAUAUGUUUGAUCCUGCAAUUAAAUAUUAAGUUAAUCAGGAUGAAUCUACCACUACAAUUUUUUUGGGCAAUAUCAUGUUAAGAUAUAGCAUUAACUGUAUUGUAAAAUGCGAUUACAAAUGUCARUGAUGUUCGAAAAUUUCUAAGUCAAUGUGCUAUAUUGUUAUUAUUUACACAGUUGUUUUAACUGUAAGUGAUAAUGUACUAGUGUUGUUCUAAAAUGCUCAGUAAAACAUUUGUAUAUUUUUA